This is a messenger RNA of Neoarius graeffei (lesser salmon catfish), 1831 nucleotides long. RefSeq names its product abhydrolase domain containing 6, acylglycerol lipase a (gene abhd6a). The record is from RefSeq and is a predicted model, not a curated record. Lineage: Eukaryota; Metazoa; Chordata; Actinopteri; Siluriformes; Ariidae. The coding region runs from base 90 to 1109 and encodes 339 amino acids. The transcript is spliced from 9 exons.
GUGUGCGUGUGUGAAGGCAGGAGAACCUUCAGCUGGAGAAGAGAACCCUGUCACAUCUGGGAGACUGCAGCUGAAGGUGAACUGCGGUGAUGGAUCUGGACGUGGUGAACAUGUUCGUCAUCGCUGGAGGGACUCUUGCAAUCCCCAUUUUAGCUUUCGUGGCUUCUUUUCUGUUUUGGCCUGCAGCACUUAUCAAGAUUUAUUACUGGUAUUGGAGGAGGAGACUGGGGUUGCAGGUGGAUUACGCAGAGCAUGACGGAUAUCGCUUCUGUUACACACACCGCGGGAAGCCUGGGAGUCGACCUUCAAUACUCAUGCUUCAUGGCUUUUCUGUUCACAAAGACAUGUGGCUGGGUGUGGUGAAGUUCUUUCCAACCAAUAUGCAUCUGGUGUGUGUUGACAUGCCUGGCCAUGGGGGCACUACACGCACUAGUGCGGUGGACUAUUCCAUUGAGGGCCAGGUCAGAAGGAUACAUCAGUUUGUAGAAAGUAUUCAGCUGAAUAAGAAACCUUUUCAUCUGGUGGGUGCAUCCAUGGGUGGUUGUGUAGCUGGGGUGUACGCUGCCCGCUAUCCCUCUGAUCUCUCCAGUCUCACACUGAUCUGUCCUGCUGGUCUGAAAUACACCAAGCAGAGUGAAUUCCUGAGACGUCUGAGAGACUUGGAGAACAGCAUGCAUGUCCAGAGCAUCCCUCUCAUCCCCUCAACUCCAGAAGAGAUGGAGGACAUGCUGAAACUGUGCUCUUUCGUGCGCUUUAAGAUCCCUUAUCAGAUCCUUCAGGGAUUGGUCGAAGUCCGUAUUCCGCACAACAACUUCUACCGUGAGGUGUUCAUGGAGCUGACAGGAGAAAAAUCGAGACACUGCCUACAUGAGAACAUGCAUUUUAUUUCAACACCACUUCAAGUCGUUUGGGGGAAGCAGGAUCAGGUGCUGGAUGUUUCCGGUGCGUCUGUGUUGGCUAAUACUUUGCCCGGAUGCCAGGUUGAUCUGUUGGACAACUGUGGCCAUUCUGUGGUGAUGGAGCGUCCUCGGAAAGCUGCUCAUCUCAUCAUGGACUUCAUCGCGCGUCAGCAGAAUUCAGGAAGCGGAAGCAGCAAAAAGCUCUCUUGAAACCAUGCCUCACAACAAGAUGAUGUAAUUUGUAAAUAAUCUUAAAUGUAUUUUUCUAGGGAACCCUCAGGGAUGAACCCACCAGACUUAACAUCACUCUUGUAGUAUUUAAUAUUAAUCAGAAUCAGAAACACUGCUGAUUUUACUGUGAACUGGAAAAUUAACAGGCAAUAACAUUUUAAUGAACGAUUCAGGUUUUACUCAUUUAAAUAGCCACAAAAAUUGCAAUUAUUAAUGUUUAGACAAAAUGUCCUCCAUCCUUUUAGGUAAUCAUGAAACACUGCAUGUACUUGUGUGCACCCUGUGCUGCAAUGCACUUCAUUGUAUGAAACAGCAUAACAUUUUAAUCUGUACUUCGAUGUUAAAUAAUUGCAUUUUUAUGUUGAAUAUUUUAAUGUUUUAAUUGGUAUUUCUUCUGUAUUUAAAAUCCACAUUUUUAAGCUCCUGCAAGUGCUGAAAUGCAAUAGUGUUUUAUUAUUUUCCAUGUGCGAUGCACUGCACUCAGACACAACAUUGUUCUUAAUACUUAGUAAAAGCACUGGAGCUAUAACUCUCGACCCAUUUCUAAUACAAAAAAAAAAAAAAAAUCCUAGUUAUUUAUACUGAUUUGUCAGUUUACUAGGUACCUAGAUUCAGGAACUAUUUAAACACCUACCAUAUAGAGUGUCUUGCAAAAGUAUUGAUCCCUAUUGGUGUUUGUCCUGUUUUGUUGCAUUACAAGA